UUAUCCAGGCUGAUCAAUAAGCUCCAGCCCGGCUCAGUGAAGAAAAUCAACCACUCCCAGCUGAACUGGCACAAGCUGGAGAACCUGGGGAAUUUUAUCAAAGCCAUUCUGGCCUACGGCCUGAAGCCCAGCGACAUCUUCGAGGCCAACGACCUGUUUGAAAACGGGAACAUGACUCAAGUGCAGACCACGCUGCUAGCACUGGCCAGCAUGGCCAAGACCAAAGGCUUGGACACAAAGGUUGAUAUUGGGGUGAAAUAUGCAGACAAACAAAGACGGCAGUUUGAUGAAGAGAAGAUCAAGGCUGGACAGUGUGUCAUCGGACUGCAGAUGGGAACAAACAAGUGUGCCAGUCAGGCUGGAAUGACGGCUUACGGAACCAGGAGGCAUCUGUACGACCCGAAGACUCACAGCGAUAAACCGUACGACCAGACCACCAUCAGCCUGCAGAUGGGCACCAACAAAGGAGCCAGCCAGGCGGGGAUGUCGGCCCCUGGUACCCGUAGGGACAUCUUUGACCAGAAGGUGGCGCUGCAGCCGGUCGACAACUCUACCAUCUCCCUCCAGAUGGGCACCAACAAGGUGGCGUCUCAGAGAGGCAUGAGCGUGUACGGUCUGGGCCGGCAGGUCUAUGACCCCAAGUACUGCGCCGCACCGACGGAACCGGUGAUUCACAAAAACGGCAGCCAGGGCACCGGCACCAACGGCUCAGAAAUCAGCGACAGCGACUACCAGGCCGAGUUCCAGGAGGAGGAUUACCACGCCGGUUACCAUGACGACUACGACCCCCUCUAUAACGAGCCCCACAGUGACUACUAGUGCAGGGCUUCAGGUCUAGAGCAGUAUUACGUCAUCAGACCUUCGCUGUCCUCACUGGACUUUCUAUGAAACUAGACUCUGAGCCGCAGAGCUCCAGUUUUAGUUCUAAGCACGGCAGAUAAGUGGUGAAGAGUGAUUUUUGAAGGACGUCUUUGAUAGAAGCUUUGCUGUCCUGUACGGCAUACCUGUAGCGGACCAGUGUUGACCCUAUCAGUGUACCUGUUAAAGUCUGUAGAUUUUCACGAUCUAGAUUCAUUCCUUUCUCUGAGUUACGUCUUCCUGAUGGACGCGAGGCGCUCAUAACCUUUUCUACGUUCUUACCUUCUUUCCUUUUUUGACCAAUCCGUGUUUAUUAAUAAAAUCCUACCUUUCAUUAAAGUCUCACCGUGUU
This is a messenger RNA of Cyprinodon variegatus (sheepshead minnow), 1210 nucleotides long. RefSeq names its product calponin 3, acidic (gene cnn3). NCBI's taxonomy places the organism in Eukaryota, Metazoa, Chordata, Actinopteri, Cyprinodontiformes, Cyprinodontidae. Gene Ontology annotation, molecular function: actin binding. The annotation marks the transcript as partial. The transcript has 5 exons. Gene Ontology annotation, biological process: actomyosin structure organization. The record is from RefSeq and is a predicted model, not a curated record.